AGCUGCCGAGAUCGAGCCGUUGGCGUUCAAAAUCAGCCAAUGAUAGGCCUGCUCCGGAGCUUCCUCUACGCCUCCUUCAGCCUGCGAGUACUGGGAGGGAAGCGGGGCGCUGGUGGCCGGUGCAGAAACGUUGCCUAGACGGACACGAGAUGACAGGUUCGAACGAAUUCAAGCUGAACCAGCCACCCGAGGAUGGCAUCUCCUCGGUCAAGUUCAGCCCCAACACCUCCCAGUUCCUCCUGGUCUCCUCCUGGGAUACGUCCGUCCGCCUCUACGAUGUGCCCGCCAAUUCCAUGAGGCUCAAGUACCAGCACACUGGCGCUGUCCUGGACUGCGCCUUCUACGAUCCAACCCAUGCCUGGAGUGGAGGAUUAGAUCAUCAACUGAAAAUGCAUGAUUUGAAUACUGAUCAAGAAAAUCUUGUCGGAACUCACGAUGCCCCCAUCAGAUGUGUUGAAUACUGUCCAGAAGUGAACGUGAUGGUUACUGGAAGUUGGGAUCAGACAGUUAAACUAUGGGAUCCCAGAACUCCUUGUAAUGCUGGGACCUUCUCUCAGCCGGAAAAGGUGUACACCCUGUCAGUGUCCGGGGACAGGCUGAUUGUGGGCACAGCAGGCCGCCGUGUGCUGGUGUGGGACUUGAGGAAUAUGGGCUACGUGCAGCAGCGCAGGGAGUCCAGCCUGAAGUACCAGACUCGCUGCAUCCGCGCGUUCCCGAACAAGCAGGGUUACGUGUUGAGCUCCAUUGAAGGCCGAGUGGCCGUAGAAUACUUGGACCCAAGCCCUGAGGUUCAGAAGAAGAAGUAUGCCUUCAAGUGUCACAGGCUAAAGGAAAACAACAUUGAGCAGAUUUACCCAGUCAACGCCAUUUCCUUCCACAAUAUCCACAAUACGUUUGCCACAGGUGGUUCUGACGGAUUUGUAAAUAUUUGGGACCCAUUUAACAAGAAGCGCCUGUGCCAGUUCCAUCGCUACCCCACCAGCAUCGCUUCCCUUGCCUUCAGUAAUGACGGAACCACGCUUGCAAUAGCAUCGUCAUAUAUGUAUGAAAUGGAUGACACGGAUCAUCCUGAAGAUGGUAUCUUCAUUCGCCAAGUGACAGAUGCAGAAACAAAGCCCAAGUCCACGUAGUCAUUUGGUGAAAGCGGUUUCUCUGUGGAAGGCUUUGUCUGCUUCCUACAAACACGUGCUUCCCCCUAAGGGCUGCCUGUAGUCGUUGGACACUCGGUGUAGUGUGUAGAUGUUUCCUGUCAUAACAGAAAUGUCUCUCUGUACUCUGUUCUCUGUACUUGUUCGGGGUGGAGGCCUUGUGCCCUUGUGCAGUAGUCUGACGGGCCUCCUGCUCCUAAGCAAGCCCCGUUGCUGUUUGUGUUCUGGCUCUUUGUAGCACAAUCUAAAACUGUUCUAUUUUUCUGCUGUCCAAUAAAUAAGAGAUUUGAAACUUUUAAAA
Molecule: messenger RNA, 1449 nt
Organism: Meriones unguiculatus (Mongolian gerbil)
Lineage: Eukaryota; Metazoa; Chordata; Mammalia; Rodentia; Muridae
Gene: Bub3
Product: BUB3 mitotic checkpoint protein
Exons: 8
Coding region: 150-1130 (326 amino acids)
Biological process (GO): mitotic spindle assembly checkpoint signaling
Cellular component (GO): mitotic checkpoint complex; kinetochore; bub1-bub3 complex
Molecular function (GO): ubiquitin binding
Source: RefSeq, a predicted model, not a curated record